Molecule: messenger RNA, 2182 nt
Organism: Hyla sarda
Lineage: Eukaryota; Metazoa; Chordata; Amphibia; Anura; Hylidae
Gene: SLC25A44
Product: solute carrier family 25 member 44
Exons: 5
Coding region: 283-1242 (319 amino acids)
Biological process (GO): branched-chain amino acid catabolic process
Cellular component (GO): mitochondrion
Molecular function (GO): branched-chain amino acid transmembrane transporter activity
Source: RefSeq, a predicted model, not a curated record
CUUCCGGUGUUUUAGGGCAGGCAGGUGGUGGAGCAAGGUGUCCCCGGGAAGAGAAGGCGUGGGAGCGGCCGGGGCAGAGCAGGACAGUGCGGGGCUGAGGCCUGGACCGACGGAACGGACCCGGGGAGGUCAAAGGUCCUGGCUAUUAUCUAUAACCCCGAGGAACUACAAGUCCCGGCAUGCCCUGCAGCUCUGAGAUGAUGUCUCGUCCAGGGAAGAUGGCGCAGUGUUAUACAGAGGAUGGUGGUCUGUGAGCGGCCAAACCCCCCCAAGGACAGGUGAAUGCAUCCGAUCAGAGACAUGGAGGACAAGAGGAACAUUCAGAUCAUAGAGUGGGAGCAUCUGGACAAGAAGAAGUUCUAUGUGUUCGGGGUGUGUAUGACAAUGAUGAUCCGGGUCAGCGUUUACCCCUUCACGCUGAUCCGAACAAGACUUCAGGUCCAGAAAGGUAAAAGCUUCUACAACGGGACGUUUGACGCCUUUGUGAAGAUCGUGCGGACGGAGGGGGCGGCCGGACUGUACCGCGGUUUCCUGGUCAAUACGUUCACCCUGAUCUCCGGACAAUGCUACGUCACCACCUACGAGCUCACCCGCAAAUACGUGUCCUGUUACAGCAGCAGUAACACUGUGAAGUCCCUGGUGGCGGGCGGAUCGGCGUCAUUGGUGGCACAGAGCAUUACCGUGCCCAUCGAUGUGGUGUCCCAGCACCUUAUGAUGCAGCGGAUGGACGAGAGUAUGGGGCGGUUCAGAGUACGAGCCGCCGACAGGAAACAGACUCUGAUGUUCGGACAGACCAAGGACAUCAUCCACCAGAUCUUCAAAAUCGAUGGUCUAAAGGGAUUCUACAGAGGAUAUGUGGCCUCACUGCUCACAUACAUCCCAAACAGUGCCGUCUGGUGGCCGUUCUACCACUUCUAUGCAGAACAAUUAUCCCGCCUGUCGCCUGAACACUGUCCCCACCUCCUGCUCCAGGCUAUCUCUGGCCCACUGGCAGCUGCCACAGCAUCCACCAUCACCAACCCAAUGGACGUCAUAAGAGCACGUGUGCAGGUGGAAGGGAAGAGCUCCAUUAUCGGCACAUUCCGGCAGCUCAUGGCAGAGGAGGGUCCCUGGGGUCUGACCAAAGGCCUCUCUGCUCGGAUUAUCUCUGCCACCCCCUCCACCAUUGUUAUAGUAGUGGGCUACGAGACUCUGAAGAAGCUUAGCCUGCGCCCCGAGCUGGUGGACUCUAGACACUGGUGACUCUGUAUAUAUAGAGUUGGUACGAUGUGUAUAUUUGGGUGCUGCACCCAGGAUAGAGGACAUUAUGCUGAACAUGGACACGCAGAAUCAAUGAGAAUCCACUGGAGUGUACACAAUGUGUGUGUAUAUAUUUAUUGUGUAAUGUGCACAAGGACUGUAUGUUGUGCAGUCAGGAUAUCAGGGCGCUCCUCCUGAUCAAGGAAACCACUACUACUACUGCCCCAGGAUCACCGCAGCGGCCAGCAUCCACCUGGGGUCCCAGUAUGGCCACCAAAAGGGUUUAAUGGUAGCUGGUGGGUUGUCCAUUGCCGUCCUAAGGGAUAUGGGACAACAAUUGGCCUUUUAGAACGUUUUUUUUUUAAUUACCUUAUUUAAAAAAAAAAACUAAAUGUUAUGGUUUUUAGAAUGUGGUAUAGAUUUUAUACAGAGCUCUAUUCAAUUUUAUUUAUGUGAUUUGCCAAAUCUGGGGGUGACUUUUUGAGGACGAGGGCAGCGAGGGGUUCUGAUCCUUUACAGAACCAAUCAUUUUAUUAAUUUUUUUUCCAUUAUAAUGGUUAUUUAAUGAUUGACAGCUCAUCCAUAAAGCUGCAGGAUCUCCAGGUUAGUGCCCUUGAGGUCAAUCAGAUAACUGUGGCAGGAUAGAUAAGGUCUGUACCUGGUGGGACCCCCUAUUGUACUUGUCUGUGAGGUGACCCGCUAUGUGUGUAUAUUACACAUCCAGAUCUUACUGAUAAUAUUGUGACUUAUGUACAUACCACACUGUGAGUAUUGGGGGCGCCGCUGCUCUCUGUGUAUUAGGACACUGACGGGAGAUGCUGGAAAUGUCAGCAAUAAAAUGCCAGUGAAUAACCUGGUUUACCUCCAGAUCCCAUUAAUCUUUUAUCUUUUGUUGCCUACAAAAACCCUUUAUUCUGUAUGUCAUUAAAUGUUAAAAUAACAA